CUACGCAAUAUAUAAUGUUUUCUCCAGGUUGAUGCUAUUCAACAACGCUUAUUAGAAAAUGUUGAUGGUGUAUUGGCUGUACACGAAUUUCAUGUAUGGCAAUUAGCUGGCGAUCGCAUUAUUGCUUCAGCGCAUAUAAGAUGCAGAAAUUUGUCGGAAUACAUGAAAAUUGCCGAACAAGUAAAAGAAUUUUUUCACAAUGAGGGCAUACAUUCUACUACUAUACAACCAGAAUUUAUUGACUACCAGUCAAAUAGUGAGAUUAAGGAAACACCAACAGAAGAUUGUGUGUUGGAUUGUCCAAAGACUGACAAGCCUUGUAAUCAUGCAACAUGUUGUGGUCCCUCUAAGCAGGGUCGUGAAACUCCUUCGCCAGGAGAAACACCAUACAUGUGCAGACAACGUAAUAGUCUCGCACGCUCAACUGGUUCUGUGAGAGGUACAGAACAACAAGAAGUAAAUGAAAUGGAACGUGGACAUUUGCUAUCGCUGCCUGUCUCGCAUAACUCCGUCCAACUUCCACAUUCUCAUGUUAAUACACCAGUUGUCUAAGUUAUCAUCGUAUUAUCAAUACCUACCUCUAUAACAAAAUCUGCGGCGCGUUACAAUGUUAUUAUAAAGAUUCAAUAAACUGAUAUACAUAAAUGUUUUAUUGGUAAUA
Molecule: messenger RNA, 661 nt
Organism: Hylaeus anthracinus
Lineage: Eukaryota; Metazoa; Arthropoda; Insecta; Hymenoptera; Colletidae
Product: proton-coupled zinc antiporter SLC30A1-like
Exons: 3
Coding region: 163-552 (129 amino acids)
Biological process (GO): intracellular zinc ion homeostasis; zinc ion transmembrane transport; detoxification of zinc ion
Molecular function (GO): zinc ion transmembrane transporter activity
Source: RefSeq, a predicted model, not a curated record